AUGCACCUUUGUAAGCAGUCGGCCGCGAUUGUAGCAGCGAGCCGCGCGCGAUUUCUGAGCAAGCAAGCGCCGGCCUCAGCUUUCCCUCUGAUGAAAGUUCAGUUGGAAAUCGGCGCUGGACCUGACUAGUCGGCGGUUGGUGGUGGAAAGAGCAGUGGCAGCAAGCAGUGUGCAGGCACGCCGCGAACAGUGAGCCUGGUGAGGGGUCCGAGGGGGUUCGGCUUUGUUCUGCGCGGGGCACGGGCGCAAAGCCCCUUGGUCGGCCUGGACCCGUCCCCGAAAUGCCCCGCGUUGCAGUACCUGGACCAGGUCGAGCUCGGUGGGGUCGCCAGCAACGCCGGUCUGCUCAAGGGCGACUUCCUUCUGGCCAUUAACGGCGACGACGUGUCGAAACUGCCGCACGAGAAAGUGGUGGACAAAAUCCGCGAGGCCGGAGAUAAGGUAACCAUGACCGUCGUCACGGUUUCUUCCGCCGGAAAUGGCGACGAUGUCGGCCAAACCGACACUUCAACCGUCGGCGGCGACGACAACCUUGCUGGUCGACAAUGUGCCACUCUACCCCGACGUCUCAUGGCCAAAGGUGCAGCUGCGCCACCGGUGCCGAAGCGAGAUCCGAAGACGAGUUUGAGCGUCGGGAGAGCGAGAGCCAAGUCCUUCGUCGGCACGCUUCAGGAAAUGCAACUUGGCGAUACCCAAAAUUCCGAGUCAAUGUCAGAAAGUGGAUACGAAAGGUUGGAUUGCUGGAUGAAUUCCACUUCCAUGAAUGGCGACCAACAACAACGAACAGCGACGAUUCGUUCCCGACCAUCUUCGCGACGAUUUGUUCCGACUCAACUGGACGAAAUUUUUGCGAACGGUGGCAACAAAAUACCUGGGGAUUCGCAACAACGUUCGCCAAUCAAAGUUUACGCCAGCGUCGCUGAGAUGAAGCGAAAUAAAGCCAAGAAAGUCAAGUCGCCGACUGAAGACCCGUCACUGCACAAGAGCUUCCACAGCACGCCGGACUUGCAGAAGGACCUGGAGCUGAAGCCGGGAUUCAUCAACGUCAGCAACUCAUCGGGCUACGCAAGCACCAACAGAACCCUCAGCAGUGAACGUCUCCACGUGUAUAGUAGUACUUCGGGUAGUCACCAGCAAGGACUUUCAGAGUACUCCGAAUCCCGUAGCGACGACAACGUGCAGUUGAUGCGGCGCAAGAUUGUCCCUCCGCCGCCUCCGACUCAUCCGCCUCCUCCUCCGCCAGCUAGUGAAAUUGUCAAGGUGGACGUUAGCGGCAGUGGACCUUAUGGCAGCUCAAAAAUAAUUAGGGAGCCUAUUUGCAAAGAUCCUGCGGUUCCAACUACUGCCGCUGACAUUCAGUCGAGUUUUAGACCGGACAGUUCUGCCAAAUUAUAUGCGUCCCCAAGAGAUGCUACGUAUGCAUCACCGGAUAAAUCUGCCAAAGACAAGUCAAAAUCGAUGAAAACCCGAUCUCAGAGUUUGCCCCCCAGAGCAGAUCGACCUCAGGUCGACAGGGGAUCCCCAGGGAACGAAGACGAAGAGGCGGACGACCCAGAACAGGUCAACACCCCACCGUUGCCUCCUCCUCCGACGAUUGAAGACAACGUCCGUCGUCACACUCGUUCGCAGUCAAACGGAGCCGAGCCCGACCUCAACACGUCAUCAGAGUCAAACGAAACCGAUCCUCAUUUCCAGGCGAUCGACGCAAUUUACCAGGCCAAAGAACGUCUUCAUUCCAUCAAACGCGGAACGGUUUCUCAGCGGGUUGCUGAAGUCCAGCAGCAAUUUCAACAGCAGCAGCAGCAAGACGGUAAAGAACCCGCGAAACCCCCCGCGGGUGCGACAGGGCCAGGUCCUGGCCAAGUGUCCGUGGCUCCGCAAUUUAAGAACAUUCUCGCGCAGAAAGUUGCUCAACAACAGCAGCAAAUUCAAACAGCUAAGGGCCCUCCAGGGCUGUACCCUUUCAAACCUAAUGUCCAGCACAGCAGUGGCUCGCAUUCUGCUGGUCAUCACGCUCAACCGGAUUACAAUCCGUUCGAGAAUCAAGUGCACCUGAAUCAGCAACUCGCGUAUGCGCAGCACUUGCAGCACGUUUACGCUGGCGCGCAAACGCUGCCGUCGAAGAAGUCUGCGAGCAGAAUGGCGGCCGCCGCCGCCGCAGCGGCUACGCCGUCAGCAGGCGGGAAAACGUCGCAGCUGCAGCAGCAAAUGUUGCACCAGCAUCACCAGCACCAGUUGCUCGAGCAGCAGCAGACUCGUCAUCCCAGGGGCUCCGCGACGCUCGGGAGGCGGCCCGAUUAUUUCGACUCGCAGAAACAGGCGUUGUAUCAGCACAGGAUGCAGCAGCGCCAGCUGGAUUUGCAGGCUCAUCAACAGCAGCUGAGGGCCAGUGCUGCGGGUCACCACAGUCAAGGCUCCAAGAUGGUUACCAAGGGGAGGCCUUUGUCACCGCUGACUACUUUGGUUGCUGUUCUGACAAACCGUGUACUUCGGCUUUCUAGUAGUCGUGAGCGUCGUCGUCGUCGUCGUAAACGUUCUCGGCUCAACGCUUCUGCGGCGCUCAAACCAAAGGAUCGUCGUAGUUCUUUGGCUUCACCUUUAAACGAUUUGGGAGGACCGUACGUGAGGUCGGUUACGGGCUCUUUAGAGAGCGGCCCUCGUCGUCCAGUAGCGGUUGUUUGUGGCAGAGGACAGCGCCAGCCAUCGCCUCAACAAUUUUACCAACAGCAGCAGCAACAACAACAACAACAACAACAACAACAACAACAACAACAACAACCACCAAGGCAAGUCGCUAGAGCCAUGGGUGGUCGGACGAUAGAAGAAAGCCUGGAGCUGAUCAAACACCACGUGGACUCGCUGGCGGAGAAGCGGCAGCAGCAGGGAGCCAAGCAGCACAACACGUUGCAGUUUUCUCGUCGGCCAACUGCGGCUGAACAGCAGCACUUCCAUCACACUCUCGCUAGAGCCAUGGGUGGUCGGACGAUAGAAGAAAGCCUGGAGCUGAUCAAACACCACGUGGACUCGCUGGCGGAAGUGAAUGUGCUCGCAGGCCUCGUGCCUCCGCCGCCGGGUUUCGAUCCCUUGACGGGCCAGCGUCGGAGUCGUCACCCGAGCCCCGGUGGCGGGAGCGUGAGCGUGGGUGUCGGCGGGUUGCAGCCCCGACAGCAGCAAGUGCUUCGACCGGGACCCAGCUCGACACCCACGGGACAGCCCAUUGCCCCACCGCCCGAGUUCUGCGACACUGAGAGCGAAAGCGAGGCCAGCAUCGAGACGGUGAUUUCGAAUCCCAUCACUCACCGGACGACCAUUCGGGUGGGCUACGGGAACGGCGGCGGCGGUGGAGCCGGAAGUGGUGCGAGUGGGGCCAAGCACAAGGAGUUGACGUCGAAAGACGUCAUGCUUGGGCACCACCAGCAUCGCGGGUAUUACGACGAUGGCGCUGCCAGUCGGCAUCCGCAGAUUUUGUCGCAGUCCUUGUUCAUGCCCGAAUACAAGCGCACCUUCGUCGAAUGCAACGUGGACGGGCCCAAGCUCAUGAACCUCAACAACGACACUCUGCUGGCACUGGGUGUCAAAAGAGUCGGACACCGGCUCAACAUUGAAAAGUCCUUGAAGAGAUUCAUGACUUACCGGAUGGCCGUUUGA
Messenger RNA from Notodromas monacha, 3648 nucleotides. Lineage: Eukaryota; Metazoa; Arthropoda; Ostracoda; Podocopida; Cyprididae. The record is from the annotation of a GenBank genome assembly.